This is a messenger RNA of Patiria miniata (bat star), 3960 nucleotides long. Its product is annotated as stabilizer of axonemal microtubules 1-like. The record is from RefSeq and is a predicted model, not a curated record. Gene Ontology annotation, molecular function: microtubule binding. Gene Ontology annotation, cellular component: cytoskeleton. The coding region runs from base 220 to 1794 and encodes 524 amino acids. The transcript is spliced from 7 exons. NCBI's taxonomy places the organism in Eukaryota, Metazoa, Echinodermata, Asteroidea, Valvatida, Asterinidae. Gene Ontology annotation, biological process: microtubule anchoring.
CAUAAUUGAUUUGUUGAUAGGGGUGCAUACAUGGUGUGUACUGCACAUGUACAGGGAUUCAGUGUAAAAGAAAAACACAGUGACACGGACAUCGUCGUCCCAAAAAUUUACUGAAGAACUUAAUGAUACAAGCGAAAUUAAUUAUCAUUAAGCAAUAUAGAAGUGAAAAAGUAGUGUCAAGCAGCUCAGUUUCCAAGUGAAGCGAUCGGCGAGUUGUUCAUGGUAAUCGAGCAGACGAUAACAAGUCAUCAAGUAUCAAUGGCGUUAGAUUACUCAGCGGAUCGUCUAGAUACGGCCAGCAGUGAAGCAAGGCAGAUCAUGGGACAACAGUUCCCCAAUUUCACUUGUAUCUGUGAAAUUUGUGAUUGCGGACGACACAAGCAUCACAAGAACUGCAAACGUAAAAAUAGAGGAAUCAGAGGCAGUGGUGCCAAAUGUGCUCUGAGUCACUAUCAGCAGACAUUCAAGCAUCCAGAUGCAAGUUAUCAACGUAGACUACCAAUCAUUCCUCCUCCUACACCACGGGAUCUGGACCCUCCACACAUGGACUUCAAUACCAUCCAACGCUCCGACUACCAACAACGGGUUCAAGCAAAGAAACAACAACCGAUCAAAAUGGAGGAAAAAAUGGAACGGAGUAAUGCACCGAUUGAGGACAAAACUAUGUACCGUGAAUCUUUUCCUGGACAUUCGUCCUUCCCAGCCAUUAAGAUGCGACGACCAGCCACGCAGAACAGAAAAGGUCUACGAUCAGCCAAGUUUGACAGUCGGACAUCAAAUAAGGAACAUUAUAAGCACUGGGUGCCACGCCCUGCAGCAGCAUUUGGUGAACUGCCUUCAUUUACAGGAUCCAUUCUGUACCCAGGACAGAGAAUUGGGGAACUUGAGUCUGUAACAAGGAAUGAUUUCCCUGGCAACCAUGCUGAAGCUACAAUUGCUGCAAAGAAGUUGCCAGAUAACAUAGUCACUGAAGGUGAAUUUGAUCAUGGUACAACUAACAGACACGCCUACCAAGACAUGGGACCACAGGAAAAGACUCAGACAAUCAAGUUCGCCUCACAGCUAACCCGUGACAAACGGGCAAAGUUUGACGGCAAGACCCAGAAUAUGCGAGACUUUCCAGGCUACCGUAGUCAGCCAUUACCUCAGCGUGCUGUCACACCCCCACCAGCCACUAUCAGACUUAGUAUGGACUCAAGAAUUGAGUUUGUGACCGAGCAGCAGGACCAGUAUCCUGGCCAUGAUACCAGACAACAUCCAAAGCCAGAACUUAUGCUGAAAGAUCCUAAGACCUAUUCAGUGCCAACUACAAAGUUCACAACCACGACAACCAAUAAGAUGACUUAUAAGCCCAUUGACACCAAAGAUGCUUACAGCACCACACGGAUGCGCCCAAUGACCAACACUGACAGACAACCAGGCAAGUUUGAUGAUCAAACCAUCAACAAACGCUUCUACAAAGACUGGGGAGUCAAGCCACGCAUACGCUAUGGAGACCUGCAUGAGGCCAAUAUCUACAUACCACCAGUAGGUCAUAUGGCUGCCCAUUCAGAAACUAUGGCUAACUUUGAUGGCAAGUCAUUAGCUGAGCCCACACGUCCAUUCCUGCCAGCUACCCAACCAGCUGAAGAUCAAGGCAAACAGGACUUCCGUACAGUGCACAAGGAAACCUACAAAGGACUACGCAAGCCUCUAUGCAAGGCAGAAGCCUACAUGCUACAGCAAGAAUUAAUACGAAGGAAAACAAUGAGCAAAAGUAAUGAUCCAAAACAAACUGUAACAGCAGCUAACUAAACGACACACAGUGGCAGCUUGCUCAACACAAAUGUUAUCAAUUGUAAAUAUAACAUUCUUGUAAAUAGACAAAGAUCACUUUUGAACAUUAUGUAAUAUAUGGGCUUUCAGACCCUGAGGUAUUCCAAUUUGUAUACAUAUACAUUUAUAAAUCUACUCUGCACUUAGACCAGCAUGCCUUAGCUGAGUGCUAUAAAGCGAGUGAAGGCUGAUUGAACAGAGUUGAAUGUAGUAUGUGAGACAUCACAUUGCCUGAGAGCUGAUGAAUGUCCCUUCCUGUAUGGACUCUUAUGUAUAGAACAGUAGAUUGUGUUUGUUUGUUUUUAUACCAGUGAGGGCUCCUUGGGCAGGGCACUGCCUGUGCACACACAUUCAUGCAUAUGGCUUUAAGAAUACAAAAGUAAUUUGCCUAGCCUCUUUGCGUGAGCUUGUCAUAUGAUGGCAGUGCAUUCAAGUGUUUCACCUAACUGUGGUAUAUGUGCGUAGAGUCCAUAUCAGAAUGAAAAGCUGAAAUAUCAAUGCUUUGACACUUACAGAUGAUUAUCUGUCUACACAUACCUACCAUACCUACAACAUAUUCAUGAGAAUCAGCCAUCCCUUGCCCACCAAUAGUUUUGCUAUGUAUAUGUAUAUCCAUGCAUGCGCAAAUGUCACACUCGGUGUAAAAAUGCAUAUAAGUACAGUAUGUGCAUGUGUUUGAACAUUCCUGGGACUUACAUGUUUGUGCAUAUGCAAGUACAUGUAUUGCCCUAGCUACCAAGAAAGAUGGCAGCACACAGACAGCAGCGUUAUUAGCAACUGAAUAUACAUGUACGUGUAUAUCAGGUCAUGGAGGAAGGAAUAGACAGGUAUAGUGAAAAAGCAGUUUCCUCCGCUCUACCUUGGAACUUUAUGAUACGUUAUAGGGGUCAUAUGUGCUGUCCAUCCUUAAACCAUGUUUACAUUGUAUUUGUAUAUAUUUUACCAAAAGAAUUCAUUUCAAUUGUGUGGGAGUGACAAUGACUACCGCCAAGAGAACCAGAGUGAAAUAUUUCCACACAAUACAUUGUAUAUUGUUCACCUUCCUGAAAUGAUGUGUGGACUUGGCUAUUUACCCAAACUUUUCUCACAAGAUUUUUUAAAUUAAAAAAAAUCAGUUGUCAGAAAGAGGACAGUAUAGGCCUACAUUUUUUUGUUAUGAAUUAACAUCAGCUGAUGCAUCAGCAGGUCCAAAUAACAGAAAAUAAAGAAAGGAACAAGAAGGGUCUUCGGUAGUAAAGUAAAUCCAGACUGUGUGUGUGGGUAUUUGCUGCGCUUUAGUGUGAGGUGUACAUGUAUAUAUCUCCUCAGGUACAGUACUCAUUUUCUAUGUGUGUAUAAAUGUGUGUAAGUCCAGCUGGGCAUUGUAUAGAUGCACACUUAAUGCAUUGGUUUUCCCACUCUAAAUGGCCAUACCUUCCAUCCCUUGCCUGAAUGUAGGUACAAAUAACCAUAAUUAAAUGUGCGUCCUUUGUGUGUAGCCUAUUUCAACCCAUAUAUACAUGUGUAUAUAUUUUUAAAAAGCAGUUGAUGUAAAAUCAUUGUUCGUUAUGGUGCAGCACUCUAUGCAUACUGGUACUUAUGUUGUAUUAUUACUCUUAUUAGUUGAAUUAUGCAAGAUGCAUGUUAUGGGUUCCAUCCAGCUAUUAUUGGUCGAGUCCUGUCACAUCAAAUAAUCUUCAUGUUUAAUCAGUCACUUUGAAUGAUGAUUUGAAGCCGAAGCGUGGUCUUCACUUCACAUAAACCACUAACAAAGUUGUGGUCCUAGAUGAAAAUAUACAAUUAAUGUAUAUAUAUUGUACUUGCGGGCGAAAUCAAAUUUGACGAGUGUAAAAUCUUGGAAUUGUUGAAAAUAUUAGAAUUGUGACCACCCGUGAACAAAAAGCAUCUUCCUUACAUGACAGACAGGAUACAUCAGUGACUCAUUCUUGACAAGAAUAAUUUGGGGCUUAUAAAGUGCUUUUAUUGUCCAGCAUUGAACUGAAUACAUUUGGCCAGCAGGCAACUACAUGUUAACAUUUAAUUACAGUUACAAGAUACAUUAACAGCAUCGUGAGUAGGAAUUGGUGCAACAAUAACAGGCAAUAAUCUCCAAGAUCAAUGGUUAAUAAUUACAUGUGGCGUUACAAAAAUAUUGGUACUGAACUG